UACCCCUGUCACACGAGCACUUUAAAGGCAUUUGAAGAAAAAGACAUCUCACACAAAGGAGUUGCAUCCGCAGACACACGCCAAAGUUUAAUCUCUUUUUCAGAAGCGGUCUUUUCCGAAACCGGAGAUCACCGAUCUCUUUUACGGCUGGAAAGGCGUAGCCUCCAACGCAGUGGGCACCAGUAAUUAUCAUGCAAUAAAGAAACGAAGCAAAAGUGCAUUUUUAUUUCAAGUGUACACAUCACAAAAAAGGGUUUUGUCUUUCGUUGAACCUUAAGUAGGCGCAGUUUUGCACUUUUUGCACGGCACUCUCGUAAGCAGUUCGAAAAUAUCACGUGACGCUAACAGACGAUGCAAAUUCGCGCCAUUUUCUGCGACCAUGGCUACGGCGAGCGGUACCGACGAACAGCCUCCGGCACGCCAAAGAAAACCGCGGGUACAGUGGUCGGAGAGAGACACCUGGGCGUUAAUCAAGUUAUGGGAAGACAACCUGCCCUCGCUGCGUGCGCAGAAGCACAACGGAGGCGUUUACGAUGGCAUUGCACAAGCAUUGACGAGCAUGGGUGUACCUCGCACAAAGGCGCAAGUGCACAGCAAGAUAGAGAACCUGGGACAGACCUACAGGAGCUGCCUGAAACACAUGACAACAGGGUCAUCACCGCCGAGCUGGCCAUUCUUCUCCGAAGUCCAUAGGUUUCUAGGAUCCCUGCCUGUUCACGAUACAUCUUUAAUGGAAGAGGCUGGGUGCAGCGAGAGCACAACAAGCAGCACUGCCUCCGUCGAAGAACUGAUCUUCGACAUGCUUGAUUCCGGCUCUGCUUCUUGUGAAGACGUCGCCGAAGAUUGUUCACCUUCCGAGUCGCCAGUACAACAGGUUGAAUCCAGGAACCUCGCAAGUGGCAGUUCCGAAUGUGCCCGCAGGAAGAGAAGGCAACCGGCUGGCGACUUUCAAGAAAGGAUGCUUGAGGAGCAGCGACGGCAGAGAGAGCAGUUUGCUGAUGCGCACAAAAUGGAAAUGGAUCUCCGUAAAGAGGGGCUCAAGUUGCAAGAGAAACUUGUAGAUGCAAUGUUGAAGUUUUUUAGUAAAAACUGACAUGGUGUUCCACAA
Messenger RNA from Dermacentor albipictus, 1108 nucleotides. Its product is annotated as myb/SANT-like DNA-binding domain-containing protein 1. Lineage: Eukaryota; Metazoa; Arthropoda; Arachnida; Ixodida; Ixodidae. Gene Ontology annotation, cellular component: nuclear body. Gene Ontology annotation, biological process: positive regulation of DNA-templated transcription. The record is from RefSeq and is a predicted model, not a curated record.